UAUAUUGCUCUGGACAUUUCGAUUUUGCUCCAACGGUGGCGAAAUUCUCAUCCAAGAGAGUUUGCUGGAGUUUGCAAGCUUCUGUCAUGGCAUUAACAAUAAGCCAACUCUUAGUUUUAGCUGCAGCUUUCAUCUAUCUCUCUGCUUUCUGCUGCAAAAUAGGGAUGGCAGAUGAUUUUACACCUGAAAGAGGUGAUGUGCCAGAUCAAAUAGGCUCUGCAGAGCAGGAUCCAGCUCAAAUUGUUGCCAAAGCCUUGCUGUGUUUCAAUGAUAAAUAUGUCUACAGCAGCUGUGAAGAGUCUUACAGAUUGAAUGAGAGUGGAGAUCUCAAAGUGCCAGCAGCAAAAACUGACGAGUACUGCAACGGUCCAUGUCUGCAAGAAACACACCUUGUGCUCGACUGUGUUGAUAACAUUUUGAGCAACUUCCUGUUCUACAACAAGGCCACGGUGCAAGAUGUUAGAGAUACGAUUCAGGCCGGAUGUGGCUACGGGGAAGAAAGAGGAAAAUUCGAUGUGCCUGAGCACAUCAAAGCUGAGGGAAGCAAGGCAUACAAGGCUGCAAAUUACCAGAUUCUAAUUGGGCUUGUGGUGAUGAUCAUGGGGAAUGGAUUGCUGUUCUAGGAUGUAUAAUGCUAUAAUUUCCCCCUAACACCAUAACAUAAUAGUGUUGUCAAUGUUACCCUAAUACCAUAUGCAUUAUAAUAAAAGGUAUAUACUAAUUAAUGUGCGCA
Molecule: messenger RNA, 733 nt
Organism: Prunus persica (peach)
Lineage: Eukaryota; Viridiplantae; Streptophyta; Magnoliopsida; Rosales; Rosaceae
Exons: 4
Coding region: 87-623 (178 amino acids)
Source: RefSeq, a predicted model, not a curated record